AUGGAGCAACCGAAACAUUUCCAUGAUGACAGCAGCCCAUUACUUCCAGAUCCAGCUCAAUAUCGACAUCUGGUUGGCCGCCCAUUUUAUCUUAUAGUCACACGACCAGAUUUAUGCUAUUCAGUGAACAUCCUAAGUCAGUUCAUGCAUCAGUCACGACAAGAACACAUGGAUGCUGCCAUGAAAAUUGUUCGCUAUCUUUGGGCUACUGCCAACCUAGGGCUCUUUUUCUCAUCUACCAAUGAUCUAUGCCUUAUUGGAUAUAGUGAUUCGGAUUGGGCAAGCUGUCCCAUCACUCGGCGCUCCACCACAGGUUAUAUUACCAUGCUUGGUACAUCUGCUAUAUCCUGGAAAACUAAGAAACAACAUACAGUCUCUCGUUCUUCACCUAAGGCUGAAUACCGAGCUAUGGCAUCCACAACAACUGAGUUAAUAUGGUUAAAGCGCAUUUUACAAAAACUUACAGUUCCAUUUGAUCAGUCCAUCGAGCUAAACUGUCAUUUUGUCUGUGAGUAA
Messenger RNA from Nelumbo nucifera (sacred lotus), 516 nucleotides. The record is from RefSeq and is a predicted model, not a curated record. NCBI's taxonomy places the organism in Eukaryota, Viridiplantae, Streptophyta, Magnoliopsida, Proteales, Nelumbonaceae.